This is a messenger RNA of Xiphophorus couchianus (Monterrey platyfish), 5471 nucleotides long. RefSeq names its product small nuclear RNA activating complex, polypeptide 4 (gene snapc4). Gene Ontology annotation, biological process: snRNA transcription by RNA polymerase II; snRNA transcription by RNA polymerase III. NCBI's taxonomy places the organism in Eukaryota, Metazoa, Chordata, Actinopteri, Cyprinodontiformes, Poeciliidae. The transcript has 21 exons. Gene Ontology annotation, molecular function: RNA polymerase III type 3 promoter sequence-specific DNA binding; RNA polymerase II cis-regulatory region sequence-specific DNA binding. Gene Ontology annotation, cellular component: snRNA-activating protein complex. The record is from RefSeq and is a predicted model, not a curated record. Bases 854 to 4987 code for a protein of 1377 amino acids.
CUGACUAGCUGUACUUGGUGCUAACAUGAGCAACAGUUUAGUCCAAAGCCUUUUCUGCUAAAAUAAAAUCUUUAGUGUAUGUCAGAUACAGACACAUUGCAUAUUGAUCUGUUUAGUUAACGUCAGACUGUGUAGCAGGCAGGCUACAAGGUGUACAAGUUGUAUCAGUUCUGCUAUUAUGCUGUACUUAGCUAACGGGAAGCUAAGUGUGUUUGAGAGACAGCCACGCACGUGACCACGUAGAAUGGGCAUCAGCCAAUGAAAAGCGGCCUCUGUGAUAUGGUCCAUGGCCAUGAGACGCGAUUCUGACGUAUUUCCGCUUAUUAGAGACACGGAAGUGCUGUGUUUGUCCUGAUGUUGCUAAUAAAGUUUAGGUUGAAAAUACAAGUAGUAACAGGAAGUAAUUCUCACAGACGGUUUCGUUUCUGGUUCCGAAGUUUCUGACAGUAGCGCUCCGCUCUACCGGACCCUUACCCGUCGGGCCCACUGCUGACGGUACCGAUGAACCAGAACCGAGUCCGAACCACGAAACGUUGAUACAUCGUUGUUUUUGCCGCACAGCCUGAUGGGUAAAAUGGUAACAGCGCAGCGGCGGUGAUUGGUGGAGACAGCUGGUCAAGGUGAGCGGCGGCAGGUUCGACCAAGCCCGGUUCUGCAUCCGCUCCCGUAGAACCUGAAGGUCCAGUUCAGAACAACGGCUAAGGAGGAGGGCUCAGACUGGAAUCAUCAGAACCAGGGAAAAAUGGUUCUGAUGGACUUUAGACUGAAGAACCAACAGAACCGGCCGGAUCCACAUCCGUAGGUCCUGGACGGGCCGGUUCUGUUGGUAUCACCAACCGAGUCCGAACCAGACAUGUCCCUGUCGGCCCAGAGGGACCGGGUCCAGAGGCAGGUGGAGGAGCUGGAGCGCAGCCUGGCUGUGACCCGGGACGAGCUGGACCUGCUGAGCAGUGAGACGGAUGAUGGAUCAGAAAGUCAGGAUGAGGAGGGACAGGAGGGACAGAGCCCAGCUGACCUGUUGGCCCAGAAGCAGAAGAUCCAGUCAGAGAUCCAGAACCUGGAGGACAUGUUGGGUCCCCACAGCGAGUCCCUUGACGUGUCCAGCGAGGACAGCAGUGACUCAAGUGACAGGACCGAGCCGGACCUGUCUCCGAGUGCGUCCUCGUGUCUCCAGCUGAACCUGGUCUACCAGCAGGUGGUCCAGGAGACGCUGGACCAGCUGGAGGCGCUGCUGGCCCACAACCGCAGGCAGCAGAGGGAGCUCACAGCCCAGAUGAAUGGACCAAUCAGAGAGUCCACCAGAGAAGGUCCCGCCUCGUCCAAUCAGCAUCCAGCUAAGAUGUUCCUGGGAAGCUUCCUGAAACCGUACUUCAAGGACCGUCUGACGGGCCUGGGCCCUCCAGCCAAUCAGGAGGUGAAGCUGAAGGCUCAGAGGAUGAUGGGAUGUCCAGAAGACAAGAAGCUGAAAUUGAAAAGAUGGGAGAGCUGGCAGAAGACGCUGCUGGUCCACUCAGUGACUAGAGACCACCUGAAGAGACUGAUGCUGCCCAAACUGUCCAGGCUGGACUUUCUGACCUCCAAGUUUUCCUCGGCUCAGGGAGCCGACAGACAGCAGCUGACUGAGCAGAUCAAUGACCUGGAGAAAGACCUGCAGCUGCUGAGGAUGAAGAGAGAGGAGGAGCUUACUGGUGAUCGCUACGAAGAACACGACUGGCAGAAGAUCUCCAACAUCGACUUUGAAGGGACGAAGGACGCAGAGGACAUCCGUCUGUUCUGGCAGAACGUCCUCCACCCGUCCAUCAACAAGACGGCCUGGAGCAGCGAGGAGGUCCAGAGACUGAGCGCCAUCUGCAGGAGACACGAGGACAGACACUGGGACUCGAUCGCCCAGGAGCUGGGGACGGGCAGGACGGCCUUCAUGUGUCUCCAGAUGUUCCAGCGUUUCGUCUCCGACUCUCUGAAACGCAGCAGCUGGACGGCGGAGGAAGACGAGCAGCUGAGAGAGCUGGUCCAGAAGAUGAGGAUCGGGAACUUCAUCCCGUACACGCAGAUCAGUUACUUCAUGGAGGGUCGUGAUCCGACUCAACUCGUCUACAGGUGGAACCAGGUUCUGGACCCGAGCCUGAAGAGAGGCUCGUGGACCAAGCAGGAGGACCGGCUCCUGCUGCAGGCUGUGGCUCGUCACGGCGAGAAGUGUUGGUGGAAGGUCCGGUUGGAAGUUCCUGGACGCACCGAUGGAGCCUGCAGAGACAGGUAUCUGGACUGUCUGAAGAAGAACAUAAAGAAAGGUCCGUUUGAGAGACAUGAGGUGGAGCUGCUGGAGCAGCUGGUGAAGAAACAUGGAGUUGGUCGCUGGGCCAAGAUCGCCGCAGAGAUCCCUCAUCGCCUCGAUGCUCAGUGUCUGAGAGAGUGGAGGAAGCUGGUGCGAGAACCUGCUCAGGACAGAAGGAAAAUCAGGAAGACCUGCAAGAAGGGAGGAAGAGGAAGAGGAAGAGGGCGGGGUGCUGGAGGUUUCAAUGUUAGCAUCAGGAGAGGAAUAUUGAAGAUGAAGGAGGAAGAGGAGGUGCAGGUAACUGAGGAUGAGGAUGAGGAUGAGGAUGAGGUGGUGCAGUACAUGGACAGUGAUGAAGACUGUAAUAAGAAGAGGAAGAGGAGCAUGGAGGAGGAGGAAGAAGAGGAGGAGGAGUACAUCCUGCCGCCGAUGGAGGAGUGGCUUCCAGCUGAGGUGAAGCAAAGCUCCACCUCCCUGAGCUUCACGCUGGUGGAGCUCCCUUCCUCCGGCGAGGCUCCGGACCGAACCGCGGUCCGCUCCACCGUGCUGGGUCGGCCCGGGCCCUCCGUCGUCAUCGGGGCUCCGCCCAGAGAGCUGUCCUGGGAGGAGCGCCGCAGCUCCUCCGCCGUGCCGAUGGCGUCCCGGGAGGCGCUGCGUCUCCACCUGAGCGCCCUGAAGCAGAAGGUCGGCUCUGCCCCCCAGCCGGGGCGGCGGCCGCGCCCGCAGGCCCAGGAGCUGAGGUACGAGUUGCAGGUCGCCGUCACGCCGUGGAUCGGGAACCUGCUGAUCCCAAAGAGCCAGAAACGGAGCGCCGCAGAUGCACUGAGGGAGGCAGGAGAGAGGAGCGGCGUCUCCACCUCCUCCGCCUUCACGCUGCUCCUCCAGGCCAUGAACGUAGACACGCUGGGCUGCCGGCAGAUGAUCGAGGAGAGGAAGAGCAAGGCGGACCUGCAGGCCCCGCCCCACGCCCGGGGGCCCAAACGGGUCUCAGAGCUCCUCGCCAACAGGAGGAGCCAAGAGGAGGAGGACCAGCGGCGAGUCCUGCUGCAGGAGAAACGCAUCCUGCAGGCUCCGCCCAUCAUGCAGGCUCCACCCAUCCUGCAGGCUCCACCCCAGCACCCUUCUAGCAGAUAUCCUCAGAUGUUUCCUCGUAGUCUCCUAGUCCCUGCUGCCUCCAUCUACUUUGUUCCUUCUGGAGCUCCACCUGCUCCACCUGCUCCUCCUGCUCCUGUGCUCCCAAACCCCGAACCAUCCUGCACCUCCUCCUCAGUGGUUCCAGUUGGCUCCAGUCUGACCAGUAGCCUUGCUCGAGGAAGUCCAGCAGAGCUGAAGGAUGUGGGCGGAGCCAGUGAUGGAGCAGCUGGGUCUCGUAGUGAUGUGGGCGGAGCUAAAGCAGGUGUGGCACGGACAGGUGAUGAAGGAGCAAAGAACGGAGCGGAUCUGGAGACUGGACCCAUGGAUUCAGCAGGUUCUCCAGAACCGGACCGGACCCAGAACUCAGACGGUCCUGCAGCAGUUAGCUCUUCCUCCUCACCUCUGACCUCUGCUCCACCUUCUUGCCCCGUUCAGACCCCGCCCACCUCCACAGACGCCGCCGUCCGUCAGAGUGGGGGCAGGAAGAGGGGGCUGGCGGAGGCGGGCGGCGCCGGGCCGGUCCAGGAGGGGAAGAGAACCAGGAGGCCGACCCUGAAGAUCCAGGAGUCCAAGGAGCUCCAGGCUACAAAGAAAAGAAGCUCCGCCUCCUCUAAGCAGAAACGUGUUGGCAGGGCCCAAUCAAAGGAAAGCAGUGCCAUGGAGGCCCCGCCCCACUCUCAGGCCCCGCCCCUCUCUCAGGUCACUGGUCUCCAUUUCCUUCCUAACCGGUCCAUUUGGGUCAUGACCCCUGGUUCGGUCCCUGUGGCUCAGGCUCCGCCCCCAGCCCUGCAGGUGGGGCUCUUACCCAGAGGUCCUCCCCUAAUUUCUGAAGCCCCGCCCCCUCUGACGGCAGGACUGUCCUCGGUGACCCCAGCUGACCCUCGUGACCUCCAGCUCUUACCUGUUCCCACCUGUAGAUUUAAGCCCCUCCUCCCAGCCGUCAUCCAGUCACCUGAUCUGAGGCCGACCGGCUGGCCCCGCCCCCACUUGCUGCUGGCCUAUCAGGGAGCGGCGGGGAGGCAGACGGUGGGCCCGACCGGCCCCCCCCUCCCGACGGCGGGCCUCCACUUUGACCCCACCCUGAUGUGUCUGGAGCCCCCAGAGGAGGUUCACGAUUGGUUGAGAGGGAGAGGGGGCGUGGUCGUACCUGGAGCGAGGUGCGCCCUCCCCUACCUGCCGCCAUCUGUCAGCAGUCUGAGCGCGCUCAGUGGCCUCCUGCGGGCGAAGGCGUCAGUGACGGCGUCGGCUCUGCAGCUGAUGGCGGACGGCCGCCGCCCCAAUGACCACACCUACUGCGCCUCAGGCGAGCUGCCAGGGCGGCAGGAGGAGCUGCAGGCCGUCCGCCAGCUGGUGGCGCAGCGCUUCUCCACAAACCCCGCCCACCAGCUGCUGAAGGCCCGCUUCCUGUCCCUGUUCACGCUGCCGGCGCUGCUGGCCACCGUGCAGCCAAUCAGCAGGAAGAAGCCAACCUGUCCGACCAAUCAGGAGGAGGAAGAGGAAGAGGAGGAGGAGGAGCUGAAACAAAUCCAGGAGAGACAAAGGAGGAGGAGGAGAGUCCUGACCGGAGCUGCUGUUCCCUAAGCUCCGUUCCGGACUGGAACCGGAAUGAGAACCGGAACCAGAACCGGUUCUGACCUCAUCUCGUUUGUCCUGCCGGUUGUCGACUCCGCAGCUUCGGCCAAUCACCUCUCAGGGAUCCAGUGCCAACCCAGACCCGGUUCUACGGAACCAGUUCAUGCAAGCUGACCCAAACCAGACGGUCAAACCAAAGCCAGUCUGAAACUGGUUCAGAUCCAAGUCCAGCGGUCCAGAACCAGUUCAUGGAGACUGGAGCAGAUGGACAGUUAGUUCUUCCACCUGGAGACGAUCAGAACCAGGAAACGACUGAGAGACGAAACUGAACUUUAUUAGUUACUUUACUAGUACAACGCGGUGCGUUCAGGGGCCGCGGUGCGUUCAGGAACGAUGGCUACAAUGUUGCACUAAAACAUGUUUUGAAGUUGCUGCUUGUAAAUGUUUUUGUUUUUGUAAAAUAAUUUCCUAAUAAAAAAUGUUUCUGAUUUCA